Messenger RNA from Penicillium egyptiacum, 840 nucleotides. The record is from the annotation of a GenBank genome assembly. Lineage: Eukaryota; Fungi; Ascomycota; Eurotiomycetes; Eurotiales; Aspergillaceae.
AUGAAAUUCUCCCUUGUGGCUCUCGCAGCCAUUGCGCCCAUGGUCUCAGCCCAUUAUUUCUUCGACACCAUCAUCAUUGACGGUAAAGAAGCUUCCGAGUAUGUCCGGUCCAAUACUCGUCCCGCGAAGUACAACCCAACCAAAUGGGUCAACACCCGCGACGACAUGACCCCUGAUGUCCCUGACUUCCGCUGCAAUAAGGGCGCCUUCAGCUUCGCUGGCCAAACCGAUACCGCUGAGGUCAAGGCCGGAUCCAAGGUUGCCAUGAAGCUUGCCGUUGGUGCUAAAAUGCAGCACCCUGGUCCUGCCCUCGUGUACAUGUCCAAGGCUCCUACCACCGCCAAGGAAUACCAGGGCGAUGGUGAGUGGUUCAAGAUCCACCAAGAGAGCGUCUGCGACAAGACCAAGGACUUUACCAAGGAUGCCUGGUGUACUUGGGACAAGGAUCGUAUUGAGUUCACGAUUCCUGCGAGUUUGCCUGAUGGGGAGUAUCUGAUUCGGCCGGAGCACAUUGGAAUUCACGGUGCCGCGGGUGGACAAGCCGAAUUUUACAACUCCUGUGCUCAAGUCAAGGUUGUUGGUGGUGGCAAUGGAACCCCCGGACCUACGGUCAAAUUCCCCGGUGCUUACAAGAAAGACGACCCUUCGUUCAACUUCAGUAUCUGGAAUGGCUACAAGGAUUAUCCUAUGCCUGGUCCGGAGAUCUGGACCGGUCAGUCGGACUCUAGCUCAGCUUCUAAGGUGGUUAGCAGCAACGGUGCAGCUGCCGCUACUACUUCAAAUGGGCAAUCUGAGGACGCCUUCACUCGUUGCGCACGCUCGUGCUUCCAGUUCCUAUGA